AUGGUGGCUGGUCCAGAAAUUAGCAAAUUCGUUGCUGACUAUGAAGCCGUAUCAGGAAGCAAAGAGGCGAAGAAAGGAAGUCAUCACCACGAGCAGUCGCCAACUGCUCAGAAGGCAUUCUUUGAAAAGGUUCAGCGGCUUACAAGUGUGAUAGAAGAAAUGGGCAAUCCAUUUUCGGAGGAGUCCACUGAUCUACUGUCGCUUGACACUAAGGACAUUGCUGAUCCUACAGCAGCGCUAGUUGCAUCUCAUCUGGAGAAAGGGAAAGAGCAAUUCCAAAUAUUCAUAAACUCAAGACCGACAGUCUGCAUUUCUAUCAGCCAACGGAAUAAUAAAGACUUCUUCAAAACAAGCACAUAUCCAACAGAGAAAUCAGAAACACAGCUACUAAAGGAGGAUUGUCAACUGUUCUCCCGCCUUUUCAUCUCCUGCCAAAGGAGAGGUUGUGAUUUACCAGAGUUUUUCAAACAUGAGAACCAAUCUUUCCCUCCGUCACUCAGCAAGCGAGGCAAACUACAUGUCGCUACUGAUCUCGUGGACGUCCUGCAAACCAAGGUGGAGUUUCCAGACACGAAGCCAGAAACUGACGUACUCAUAGUAGAUGGUGCAUUUCUAGUCAAUACAGUAACGCGUAGGACACCGAAGACGUUUGAAGAAUGUGCCAGAUAG
Messenger RNA from Acanthosepion pharaonis, 669 nucleotides. Lineage: Eukaryota; Metazoa; Mollusca; Cephalopoda; Sepiida; Sepiidae. The record is from the annotation of a GenBank genome assembly.